Molecule: messenger RNA, 2300 nt
Organism: Arabidopsis thaliana (thale cress)
Lineage: Eukaryota; Viridiplantae; Streptophyta; Magnoliopsida; Brassicales; Brassicaceae
Product: FAD/NAD(P)-binding oxidoreductase family protein
Exons: 1
Coding region: 411-1844 (477 amino acids)
Molecular function (GO): oxidoreductase activity
Source: RefSeq, marked reviewed
GACAAUCCCGAAAGUCGUUUUAUUUUCUUAAAUAUUUAAAACAAGAUAGCAGACGAAGUAUUAAGCAACAAAAUCCAUUACACUUAUUUAAAAUCAUUAUAAGCCAAAAUAGACGGCCUAUAAGCAAUCACCAGUCUUCCUACUCUUCAUUGGUCUUCAUCUUCCGCAGGACUAAGGUCGUCUCUUGGGCUGUAUCCGUCUCUAGGACAACGGUCCUCUCUGGGACUAGGACUCUGGUCUUCAUAAUUUGUUUUUGUUCAGAUUAAUAAGGAAAAGAAUCAAGAAAACAAGACUUAUUCGAAUCUUUUAAAUAAUUAUUUGAAUAUAUAUAUAUUAUUUUUUCUAGACAAAUAAUUUUCCCGGGGAAAAUAAAGUAAAGGAAUGAGAAAAACCUUAUCCAAACUUUUAAAAUGCCCGUGGCGAUCUCUCUCCCAACCUCAUCUACUUCUCAUUUCUUCCCUCGCCGCCGCGGCCAUGCAAAUCACCGAUAUCAACGCUUUUCCGGAGCUCAAUCUUCCACGGAAGAUCCGUACAUUCGGAAGAAUCAAACUGGCGUCAUCAUCAUCGGCGCUGGACUCGCUGGUUUAGCCGCCGCAAACCAGCUCACCUCCAAACGAAUCCCUUUCCUACUCCUCGAAGCUUCCGAUGGCGUCGGCGGACGCGUCCGUACAGAUAUCGUCGACGGCUUCUUUCUCGACAGAGGAUUUCAGAUUUUCAUCACCGCGUACCCCGAAGCUAAAAAGCUUCUAGAUUAUGAAGCACUGGAUCUGCAGAGAUUCUACGCCGGAGCUAAGGUGUUUUACGGCGGUAAAUUUCACACCGUCGCUGAUCCUCUCCGACAUUUUUGGGAUUCGGUGGCAUCUCUCGCGAAUCCGAUCGGAUCCGUCGUUGACAAAGGGCUUAUCGCUUUGACGAGAGCUAGGGUUCUAAUCAAGUCAGACGAAGAGAUAUUGACUGCCGCCGAUGAAGUUCCCACCAUUGAUCUCCUCCGUAAGAUCGGUUUCUCCGAAACGAUUCUUGAUCGGUUCUUCCGACCAUUCUUCGGCGGAAUUUUCUUCGACAGAGACCUCGAGACGACCUCGAAGCUCUUCGAUUUCGUUUUCCGGUGUCUUGCUCUCGGAGAAAACACACUUCCAGCCAUGGGAAUCGGAGAAAUCUCGAACCAGUUGGCAGCGAAGUUACCCGCUAAGUCCGUCUUGUUGAACACAAGGGUCGCUUCUAUUGAGUAUCCAAAUGGAUCGGGUUCGGAUCCACCUAGCGUGAGGCUCCAAGACGGCAGCGUUAUGAAGGCAGAGCUAGGUGUCAUAAUCGCCGUCGAGCAACCGGAAGUGAAUAAGCUUCUCGAUGGGAUCAGAGACCCGGUUAUAACAAAACCAGCUCGGAGCACUAUUUGUCUUUACUUCACAGCUGAACCGAACCAAAUACCGGUACAAGACCCGGUUCUAUUUCUCAACGGGUCAAAUUCCGGUAUAAUCAACAACAUGUUCUUCGCUACAAACGUUGCUCGGACAUACGCGCCACCGGGAAAGGCUCUGGUUUCGGUAUCAUUGAUCGGAUUGUUUGAGGAUAGAACCGAUGAUGAUUUAGCAGCAGAAGUUCUUAGAGAACUCUCUGGUUGGUUUGGUGAGUCUCCGGUUAUGUCAUGGAAACAUUUGAAAACAUACCGGAUCCAAUUCGCUCAGCCUAACCAAUGUCCACCCACUGAUUUGGUCAAGAGUCCUCGGGUCGGGUCGGGUCUUUACUUGAGCGGUGAUUACAUGACUUCUGCUACAUUUGAUGGAGCUUUGGUCUCUGGGAGACGAGCCGUGGAAGUUUUGCUACGAGAAACGGGACUAAUCAAAUAGAUUUUUUUUGUUAUUUAAGAUUCUUUGUAUGGCUUAAUUCAUGUCUUGUAUGUAGAAGUAUGUAUCCUCUAAGAUCAUAUGUUGGCAAAUUAAGCAUUAUGGUUAAUGCUAAUGAUAAUGUCUAGCAAGACUAUAUAUAAAGGCUCAAUAGAGAUGCAAGGUAUGACUCAACCAAUACCAUACUAAAGGCUCAUAGAGAUGCAAGGUAAUUCAUGACUCGACCAAUUCCAUACAAUAAAGAUCUGUGUGUGCUCUCUUGCUGUGAUUAUGGGAUCGACUGCUUUGUCACUAUGGACUGGAUUGACCCUGAAACCGAAUUCCAAUAUUUCAAGUCCAGUGGAACCACCACAAAUUUGUCUAUUUCAGCUGAGGAAGUAGAUAUCAACUCUCUCUUGUUUGAUCCCUAGAACAAAAGAGAUCAUCAACUUGGUACUACUAAUACAAGCCAUAUACACC